This is a messenger RNA of Lobosporangium transversale, 1368 nucleotides long. RefSeq lists its product as hypothetical. Lineage: Eukaryota; Fungi; Mortierellomycota; Mortierellomycetes; Mortierellales; Mortierellaceae. The record is from RefSeq and is a predicted model, not a curated record. The transcript has 6 exons. Bases 1 to 1368 code for a protein of 455 amino acids.
AUGCGUACCCAAGGAGCAACCAACAGCAACAGCCCCGAAUCCGACCGACUGAAGCGAUAUGGAUCAACAGCUGGUCCCAACGAGAAGUGGACUCCAGGGGGAAAAGCCCUACGAAAAGGACUCUCUUGCUCGCAUCCUUUCCACCCUGCCCCAAAAUCCGUACAAACACGCCGUACUUCGGCUCAUAAUAAGAACACUACCAUUACCUCUUACCUUGCAUUUGAACUUCAAUUCGUCGCACUUUUCCAAUGCCGAUGGCGGCUUCCUGUUGUUGACUUUUGGCAGCAGCUGCUGGCCAGCCCCCGGAUAUUAGUGAAGCCUUCACAUAGAGGCACCAAGAAGUGCGCAGCUGCGAAAGUGGCUGCGUCAUUCCCGUCUAAUCGAGCAUAUGAUGACAUGACCACAAUCGCAACCAUCAUCCUUUGGACCUUCAUCCUUCGAAAGGGCCUGAUGGCAACUGCCACUACUUGGUGCAAGAUCCAGAAUAAUAAGGCUGUAGAAGCCAAGGGAGAAGAUGAAUAUGCAACUGAAUCGGAGAGAAUGCAUUCCGAAGAACCCGCGUCGUUGAAAUGUCAGGAAUGCCCUAAAGCAUUCCUCAACAAGAAAAAGUUGAAGGAUCAUCAAAAGGAAUCUUAUAAUCUGACCUGUAAUGUUAGGUUCAUUAAUCCCCAACAGAUCCGGGAAAAACGACAGCUUUUCCGUGUUGGCGGUGUGUUUGCAUGCCCUUUUUGUCCCAAGGCUUUAACUUCAACGAAAGGAGUAAAAAAACAUGCAUGUUUUAGUCGAGGAAUGAUUGACGAUGAUGGCGAACUCGGCAGCCAAGGCAAACCGGAAGCUGUUUUUGGGAAAUUACCUAUGCCAGAAAUGUCAACUUCCCAAACAUCGAAUAUCCCUCGGAAGAGAGGAUUCGAAGCAAUGGUACUUAGAGCUCUUAGCCAAAUUGGAGGUUCAGAGCGCGAAAGGAAAAGAGCACUUUUUGCUGUUGAUGAUCUCCAGCUUCCCCCGAUUACAUUAAAGAAUCAUGAGCUUGGGAAAGAAUGGGUUGUUCUUGGUCACAGAUCAGUCCGCAAUGACCUCCCAACUGACAGACCAUUGGCGACACUCAUCGACCCAACCAUGCUCCCGAAUAACCCUACGAAGACUUUAUGCAGCAAUUGUUCACCUACUCCACCUGUCGGCUUGGAAGGCUUGUUCAAGACCUCACCAUAUUCAGCACUGCUUCAAAAGUUGAAUUUCAUUGAACUGACGACGUCAAUUUGCGAACUUCUAAAUGAUGACUGGGUUAGGCAUCCGGAACUGAGAUUUGCAAGUUGUAAAGUCUUUGCCGGGUCCAUUUUACUCAACUCAGCUAAUGACACGAAAUUAUAG